This is a messenger RNA of Labrus mixtus (cuckoo wrasse), 5491 nucleotides long. It is a transcript of the gene trpc5a, whose product is annotated as transient receptor potential cation channel, subfamily C, member 5a. Bases 370 to 3651 code for a protein of 1093 amino acids. The record is from RefSeq and is a predicted model, not a curated record. Gene Ontology annotation, molecular function: store-operated calcium channel activity; inositol 1,4,5 trisphosphate binding; protein binding. Lineage: Eukaryota; Metazoa; Chordata; Actinopteri; Labriformes; Labridae. The transcript is spliced from 18 exons. Gene Ontology annotation, cellular component: membrane; cation channel complex. Gene Ontology annotation, biological process: regulation of cytosolic calcium ion concentration; calcium ion transmembrane transport; manganese ion transport.
GCAUCAGACGCAGCUCACAUCAGGAUGGGUCGCGCUGGGAAGAAGCAGGAGCAGCAGCAUCAGCACCGGAGGACGAGCUGAUCCCGCCGAGCAGAAGAAGAACAAUCGAAGGAGGUGGAAGAGGAGGAGGAGUAGGAGAAGACAAGAAGAAGAGGAAGGCGGAGGUGGAAAUCCCGCGAGAAAGGAGAGACGGACACAAGAUACACGCAGAAAGAGAGAGAGAGCGAUAGAGAGAAACCGCCGCACAUGAGGUGCGCAAGACCCCCGAGGAGAGGGGACUAAUCGUUGAUUUUGAGGAGAGAAAACGUCUUCUCUGUAUUUUUUUUUACACUCACACGGACAGAGAAAGUCUCCGAAAAGACGGGCGAGAUGAAUCCCAUGACACAGUUGUACUACAAGAAGGCGACAUACUCGCCGUACCGCGAUCGCAUCCCUCUUCAGAUCGUCCGAGCGGAGGUGGAGCUGUCUGCAGAGGAGAGAGCCUACCUGACCGCUGUGGAGAAAGGUGACUAUGCCGGCGUCAAACACGCCCUGCGCGAGGCGGAGGUCUACUACAACAUGGACGUGAACUGUCUUGACCCGCUGGGCCGCAGCGCACUCCUCAUCGCCAUUGAGAACGAGAACCUGGAGAUCAUGGAGCUCCUGCUGGACCACGGCAUCCACACGGGGGACGCCCUGCUCUACGCCAUCAGGAAGGAGGUGGUGGGCGCCGUGGAGCUGCUGCUGUCGCACAGGAGGCCCAGCGGGGAGAAGCAGGUUCCCUCCCUCAUGAUGGACAGUCAGUUCUCAGAGUUCACCCCUGACAUAACUCCCAUCAUGCUCGCUGCUCACACCAACAACUACGAGAUCAUCAAGCUCCUCGUCGCGCGGAAGGUCACCAUUCCCAGACCGCACCAGAUAAGAUGCGACUGUGUUGAGUGUGUGUCCAGUUCAGAGGUCGACAGUCUUCGACAUUCAAGGUCUCGACUCAACAUCUACAAGGCUCUGGCCUCGCCCUCCCUCAUCGCGCUGUCCAGUGAAGACCCCAUCCUCACGGCCUUCAGACUGGGCUGGGAACUCAAAGAGCUCAGCAAGGUGGAGAACGAGUUCCGACAGGAGUACGAGGAGCUGUCGCAGCAGUGCAAGCGAUUUGCCAAAGACCUCCUGGACCAGGCCAGGAGUUCAAGAGAGCUGGAGACCAUCCUGAACCACAGAGACAACGACCAGAGCGAGGAGCUGGACCCCAGGCAGUGCCACGACCUGGCCAAACUAAAACUGGCCAUCAAAUACCACCAAAAAGAGUUCGUGGCUCAGCCUAACUGUCAGCAGCUCCUCGCCACGCUUUGGUACGAUGGCUUCCCGGGUUGGAGGAGACGACACUGGGCGGUCAAGCUGGUCACCUGCUUCAUCAUCGGACUCCUGUUUCCUUUCUUCUCUCUGAUCUACCUGCUGGCUCCUAAAAGCGCUCUGGGACGCUUCAUCAAGAAGCCCUUCAUCAAGUUCAUCUGUCACACGGCGUCCUACCUGACCUUCCUCUUCCUGCUGCUGCUCGCCUCGCAGCACAUCGCACGCACCAACCUGCACAUGCAGGGACCCCCGCCCACCAUCGUGGAGUGGAUGAUCCUCCCGUGGGUGGUGGGCUUCAUCUGGGCAGAGAUUAAGGAGAUGUGGGACGGGGGAUUCACAGAGUACAUCCACGACUGGUGGAACCUGAUGGACUUCGCCAUGAACUCGCUCUACCUGGCCACCAUAUCGCUAAAGAUAGUGGCUUACGUCAAGUAUAACUCCUCUCGACCCCGGGAGGAGUGGGAGAUGUGGCACCCCACGCUGAUCGCCGAGGCUCUGUUCGCCAUCGCCAACAUCUUCAGCUCCCUCAGACUCAUCUCCCUCUUCACCGCCAACUCUCACCUCGGGCCUCUGCAGAUCUCGCUGGGCAGGAUGCUGCUGGACAUCCUCAAGUUCCUCUUCAUCUACUGCCUGGUCCUGUUGGCGUUUGCUAACGGUCUGAACCAGCUGUACUUCUACUACGAGACCAAGGCCUCAGAAGAACACAACAACUGCAAAGGCAUCCGCUGUGAGAGGCAAAACAACGCCUUUUCAACGUUGUUCGAGACCCUUCAGUCUCUGUUCUGGUCCAUAUUCGGGUUGUUAAAUCUCUACGUGACCAACGUGAAGGCUCGACACGAGUUCACGGAAUUCAUCGGGGCGACCAUGUUCGGCACGUACAACGUCAUCUCGCUGGUCGUUCUGCUCAACAUGCUGAUCGCCAUGAUGAACAACUCGUACCAGCUCAUCGCAGAUCACGCCGACAUCGAGUGGAAGUUUGCGCGCACCAAGCUGUGGAUGAGUUACUUCGACGAGGGCGGUACGCUGCCGCCGCCCUUCAACAUCAUCCCCAGCCCCAAGUCCAUCCUGUACCUGCUCUGGUGGCUCCACAACAAGCUGUGCCAGAGGGGCCAGCCACCGGGGGAGGACUCGCACAAGUGUGAAAACCUCAGAGAGUUCACGGAACGGCACGCUGACAGUCUGAUACAGAAUCAGCAUUACCAGGAGGUGAUCCGGAGCCUGGUGAAGAGGUACGUGGCGGCCAUGAUACGCAGCGCCAAGACGGACGAGGGACUGACAGAGGAAAACUUCAAGGAGUUGAAACAAGACAUUUCGAGUUUCCGCUACGAGGUCCUGGAUCUCCUCGGGAACCGGCGUCCACCCCGGCGACACUACUCCUCCUCCAGCGAGACGAUGAAAGACGACGGCGCCAUGGCCUCAGAGGAUGACAGCGAAUCCGGGGACGGCAGCGGAGGUGGAGGCCAGCGGUCAAAAGGCGUGACCUUCAUGACGCCGCUGGAGGACGACAAGUCGCCAGAACCACAACAAGGAGUGUCCGCCUUGGUGCGCUCCAUUUCAGGAAUGACCCAGAUGGAAAGAUCCAGCGAUGACGACGAGGUGGAUCUGGAGGAGGGCAUUGGAUGGGGGGAAGAGGAGGAGGACGAGGAGGGAAAACCAAAGAGCAACGGGCUGAAGUCGAACGUCAUCCCCUCAUCCUCCACCUCCGUCCACCCCUCCCAGUCUUCAUCAUUCGCCACUGCAUUGUCGUCAUCCCUUGCUCGAACAAGAAGCCGGCUCCAUCGACUCUCAUCUCCAGGAUCAAAAACAGACUCUUUCAAGCGCCUCUCAUACCUGUUCUCACGCUCAAAACGCAAAGCCCCACCCCUGCCUCUCCCCCUGCAGUCCCCGCCAUCCUACACUAUCUCCGACGGGUUGCUCCGCCCCCUAGGGAGCCACAGCCACUCCGACUUCGGACUCAGUAACGUGACGAGAAGCGAGACUCACUUGAACGAAAUGGGCCGCUCAGUCGACAUCAAUAACCCGUCGUUCUCCCCGCGGAGAACGAACGGACGGGACUCCCUCCUGACGCUGCCCCUCCCGCCCCCAUGCCCCUGCCAAUCCCUGCACUGUGCUUCCAACAUGUCCGAGUCCAGCUCACGCCUCCUGGACUCCAGCGAGGACGUUUUCCAGGGCGGAGGCUUGGGAGGAUCAGGCGAGGGUGGUGUGGAUGGAGGAGGGGGAGGAGGAGGGGUGGUGAUGUUGUUGGGUGGGUGGGUGGGACCAUGCAAUGAUGUCAUAGAGGACAGCUGUGAGGUCAUAGAGGACUCUGUCACCACACAGCUAUAGGAAAAAGGGACAACCAAACUGUUUCUUCUUUGUUUGUUUGCAUAUGGAUUAACACAGAGAGGACAGAGAGAGAGCGGUGGUACGGACGGGAAUCCAACGGAAUCUGUUCUAGAACUCAACACGGUGGGUUCUGGAAUUCUACAGUGGAGUUCUAGAAUGCAACAUUUCCGAGAUCAAAGCGGCUUUGGCGAUGGUUCAGGUUAAACCUAAGAGGACAAAGGGGAUGCUGAAUUGGCAGAUGGUCAUAAAGACAGUUUGAUAUCAUCAGGUUGUCUGGAAUUUCCCGGUAAACGCGUCGCAGCCACACCUCUGUCAAGUUCAAAACAACUGCACUGAUUACCUAGCAAGCACUAUAGCUGGAAAAGUACCAAGCUAGCCAGCCACUGCUUGGUAUAACCAGCUACAAAUAAAGCUACUUAGGUAACUUACCAAUAAGCUAAUCUUCUUUUUAUCAUGCAUGAGAGCAACCUAAUUUGGAAACUCCCUCACUGUGAGUAAGCCAACUAUAUUAUCUUACUCAUAAAUUGAGAAAUAGGGAGUUUUCAAAGUAACUGUAUAGUGAGCUAAUCCCCACUCUCUUUCUAUCCACUGUCCUGUCUCAAAAAAUAAAUCUUUAAAAAAGUUCUAAGGUUGUGAGCCUAUCCCUCAGUGACUGAUCUGACUAGCUAGAGAACAACGUAGCUAACAAUAUAAUUUGCUUUUGAGCUAACCCUCUUUUGUAUGAGAUGACUAGCAAGCUGAAAAGGGAGAUCUCGUAGUCGGGUUUUGUUAGCUAACCAUGCUAUCAGCGAGCUAACUAGCUGGAGAGUAAGAGAGCAACCGAUGUAGCUCACUGGGGAGUCAGUGUGCUUAAUAACAAAAAAUGUAACUUGAGAGCAAUUAACUCUUUUUAACCAAUAAUUUGAAGUUCAUGACAAUCCUAAAUUGCAUAUCACACACAUAACGUAUAACUAGCUGUGCUAGGCUCUUCAGGACUUUUUUGGUUCCCAAAGGGCAGAUUGUGUCAGGGAAAAUCUGCUGCAAGUUUGUUUUUCAGUUUAUAUGAUAUGCUACAUCAUGUUCAUGGUAAAGCUGAGGGCCAUCUUUUCAUGGUGUUCACAAUAUAACACCGAAAUGCCUUUAUAAACAUCUGCCAAUUUCCAAGCAAGCCACAAAGGAGGAGAUUCAAAACAAAUUUUUCUUCUAUCCUCUGGGACAUUCAGAAACUAUCAUUAUGGAAUUACAAGCAACCAAAGCAACUUUUCUGAGGGGAAAUAUCGUCAACAGUCCGUGUUUGGUUUUAAACACAUGAUGCUGUCUUUCCCUUUAACCGAGCUUCAAAUCUGUUAUGGAUUAAAUGGAAUAAAAUCCCUUGAAUUGGAAUGGAUCUACACUCGGACUAAGAUUUUACCUUUUGCCAAAUGGAAUUGACUGAGUAACACUCCUACAUGAACUUUGUAGAACUUAAAAUUGCAAAAAUAUUUUUUUUUUGGCGGGGGAGGGGAAACGGAAUAACCUCCCCUUUAACUCUGGAAUUUCUUGGAUUACACUCCGACCGAAUCACUGGGAUAAAAAGGGAACGGCAUGGGACCAUUGCUCUGCUAUCAGUAGCCUGCACCCUCUCUCUCUGCAUCAACAAGGGCCAAGGAACUUUUGUUUUAUCCUAAUAACAGUUAUACUAGUAAUAAUAAUAACGAUCAUAAUAAUAAUAAGUGACUUCUAAUAAUAGUUAUGAGGACUAUUCUGGUUUUCUUAAGACUGUCUUUGCUUCUAUUUGAGUUGCCUACAAUAUUCUGGCUUCUCGUUCAGCUCUUCCUUAAUAAGUACACUUUAACCUGAUGAAUAAAAAUUUACGGUGAUA